Pezoporus flaviventris is the source of this 1036-nucleotide messenger RNA. It is a transcript of the gene NTMT1, whose product is annotated as N-terminal Xaa-Pro-Lys N-methyltransferase 1. Lineage: Eukaryota; Metazoa; Chordata; Aves; Psittaciformes; Psittacidae. The record is from RefSeq and is a predicted model, not a curated record. Gene Ontology annotation, cellular component: cytoplasm. The transcript is spliced from 4 exons. Bases 150 to 821 code for a protein of 223 amino acids. Gene Ontology annotation, molecular function: N-terminal protein N-methyltransferase activity.
UGCUUAUGUGCACCGGGGACUAAAGGGGUGAUUUGGGUCUUUUCUUCCCCCAGAUCACUACAGGCCAGCUCCUGCACCACUGAGCCAAACUGGAUUUCAAGCUGUGAUCCCUCAGUGAGUCCCACGCGGGCACGUGCCCCUCGGCCACCAUGACCAGUGAGGUGGUGGAGAAUGAGCUGGAGUUCUACUCCAAGGCCAAGAAGUACUGGAAGGCCGUGCCGGCCACGGUGGAUGGCAUGCUGGGGGGCUACGGCCACAUCUCCAGCAUCGACAUCAACAGCUCCAGGAAGUUCCUGCAGCGGUUUCUGCGGGAUGGCCCCAACCGGACAGGGACAACCCGUGCUCUGGACUGCGGGGCAGGGAUCGGCCGGAUCACCAAACGGUUGCUGCUGCCCCUCUUCAAGACAGUGGACAUGGUGGAUGUGACAGAGGACUUCCUCACCAAGGCCAAGAGCUACCUGGGAGAGGAGGGCAGGCGGGUGCGCAACUACUUCUGCUGCGGCCUCCAGGACUUCAGCCCCGAGCCAAACAGCUACGAUGUCAUCUGGAUCCAGUGGGUCAUUGGCCAUCUCACCGACAGCCACCUCUCCGACUUCCUGAAGCGGUGCCGUGCCGGCCUGCGGCCCAACGGCAUCGUGGUCAUCAAGGACAACAUGGCUCAGGAGGGAGUCAUCAUGGACGAUGUGGACAGCAGCGUGUGCCGGGACCUGGAUGUGGUCAGGAAGAUCAUCCGCCGAGCUGGGCUGCACCUCCUGGCCGAGGAGCGCCAGGAGAACUUCCCUGAUGAGAUCUACCACGUCUACACCUUCGCCAUGAGAUGAGGGCAGCGGGAGGAGGUCUCUCCAGGGCCAGCACAGUGCGGUUCCUGCCAGGGCCAGGAGGGGUGAGGACCGUGCCUUCACCGCAGGGCGGCGAAUGGCUGCGAGGGUGCCGUGACUCCCUCUCUGUGGGGCUGGUGGCGAGGACGGGGCUUUGUCUUCCACGUUGCUGCUGUUUGUGAAGAGGUGUUUGCCAAAUACACUUCCCUGCUGUUGCA